This is a messenger RNA of Doryrhamphus excisus (bluestripe pipefish), 6963 nucleotides long. RefSeq names its product formin homology 2 domain containing 3b (gene fhod3b). NCBI's taxonomy places the organism in Eukaryota, Metazoa, Chordata, Actinopteri, Syngnathiformes, Syngnathidae. The record is from RefSeq and is a predicted model, not a curated record. Gene Ontology annotation, cellular component: cytoplasm; cytoskeleton. Gene Ontology annotation, molecular function: actin filament binding. Gene Ontology annotation, biological process: cortical actin cytoskeleton organization; sarcomere organization; cardiac myofibril assembly.
GCUGCUGGUGAUUAGUAAUUAGCUCCUUCAGGAGAAUGUGUGGCUUGUCUCAUUUGCUGCUUCAUUGAGAAUGGAAUACUUUUAGGUUUGAUGCUAUCUGCUACAUUAUCUAUUUUUACCUUUUUUGCCACUUUGGAACGACGCCACUCUUAUUGUGAGUUAAAGACUUUUUUUUUACCUGGACUCCACUCCUGUGUCUGCAUCACAACCAUGCCUAAACGUGACAGGCGGAAGCGUUCCUCAAGAUUGACAUCCUCGUUGUACGAUCAUUCGGAUAAUCCGGAUCAAGACCGCAGCCGCAACGGAUUCAGUGUGAGCCCGAGAGGGAGCCGCCACGCCCGUAACAUGAGCCGUCCCGUCCCGGCCAAGGCUGCCUGUUCUCCCGGUGACAGUUCACGCUUGUGCAUCGCUCUCUAGACCAAGACCUCCAAGUGCGGCAUUGCUUCAGCACCACAACCGCUCACAAUGUCCCCGUUCGCCGAAUAAGAGACACACAGAGAGGAAGCCUGGAUCCUCGGACCCCGCCGUGUCCACAGUCCUCAUCCGUGGAGGUGGUGUGGCUGCACCGCAUGGAAGAAGAUCCAAGAGGGAUAGCAAGGAGGGACGCUCUGUUUUGGAAUCAUCCGCUGUUUUGAUCCCCUCAGACGGCCUUGCAUGGAGACGACAUCAUGGCUACGUUUGUGUGCCGGGUCCAGUUCUUAGAUGAUACUGAUCCAUUCAACAGCACCAACUUCCCGGAGCCCAGCAGAGCUCCUGUGUACACCUUCAGGGAAGAUCUUCCUCUCAUAAAUCAGAUAGCUGGUGUCCACAGGCUCCUCAAAGCCCCCCACAAGCCUGAUGACUGUGCACUGCAAUUGUCCCACAAUGGAAGCUAUCUGGACUUGGAGUCGACGCUGGCGGAGCAGAAAGACGAACUGGAAGGAUUUCAAGAAGACGGAGGAAGAGGCAAAAAACACAGCUUUAUACUUCGAACGCAGCUGUCAAUCAGAGUCCACGCCUGCAUCGAAAAACUGUACAACUCCACUGGAAGGGAGCUGAGAAGAGCCCUGUUUUCCCUCAAGCAGAUAUUUCAGGAUGACAAGGACCUGGUGCACGAGUUUGUGGUGGCCGAGGGACUGACCUGUCUGGUAAAAGUGGGAGCUGAAGCCGACCAGAACUACCAGAAUUACAUCCUCAGAGCUCUUGGACAGAUAAUGCUGUUUGUGGAUGGCAUGAAUGGUCUCAUCACCCAUAAUGAAACAGUCCAGUGGCUUUACACUCUUGUUGGAUCCAAGUUCCGUCUGGUGGUGAAGACGGCCUUGAAGCUCCUGCUGGUGUUUGUGGAGUACACGGAGUCGAACGCCGCCUUGCUCAUAAAGGCUGUGAAUGCUAAGGAUGCUAAAAGUGGUGCAAAACUAUGGGGGAACAUCAUGGAGAUCUUGGAUGAGAAGGAUGGAGUUGAUACGGAACUGCUGGUAUAUGCAAUGACACUUAUCAACAAGACUCUGGCAGGUCUCCCUGACCAGGACUCCUAUUACGACAUGGUGGACUGUCUGGAGGAGCAAGGCAUUGAGACCGUGACACAGAGGCACCUGAGCAGGAAGGGCACCGACCUUGACCUUGUAGAGCAGUUGAACAUCUACGAGACGUCUCUCCGGCAUGAAGACGGUGACGACGAGACGCACCUGCCUCCCAGAAGGGAUCGGCGUCAGGCGAGCGUCGGUGGCGCCAACGAGCGUUGCGGCCUGGAGAGACGGCGGAGCCGCAGACAUUCACUCCAAAACAGCAGAGGUCACUCCUCGGCCCCUGCGUCGCCCUGCAGCCCUCAUAUGAGCAGCUUCCUCGCUUUUGGUGGCCAAUGUGUUGAAGACGUUACUGAAAGAGACGAGGAAGAGGAGGAAGGAGAGGAGGCGGAGAAUGAGGAGGAUGAGGACGACGAGGAGGGGGCAGAUGAUGAAAGUCAUGCAGGCUCUGAGUCCUCUAGGCAGGGCACUCACAGAGUCGCCUCCAAUGGAAGUCCGUAUCCAGGCAGGCACCAGACUCCAUCCACACCCAACGCUCGCUUCACGACUACAGCGACCUGCACACCAGAUUCCAGAGCCGACCGACCUGCUAUAGGAGGCCUGCUGAGCUCCUCAUACAGACAGCAUCAGGAGUCUCUGGCUGCGGAGAGGGAGAAGAGACGUGUGGAGCGAGAAGAACGUCUGCAGAGGAUCGAAUGGGAGGAGCGGAAUCGCUUCAAUCGAGAUUAUGUCGACAAAAGAGAAGAAGCAAGACAAGCCAGAGAGGAAAGGUACAAGGCUGUGGAGAGGCUCGCAGCCGAGGAGUUUGAGCAAGAACGACCCAGGGUUCCAGUCAGGGGCCGCACAGAGAUCACGCUGUGUUUGAGUUCCAACCCUGUCGUCCGCUCAGCAUCCCGCUGUGUCACGACAUCAUCCAUCGUUUCACAGCAAGCCCCGUCGGAGACGCCAUCCAUCCCCGAGUCAAAACUUGACCCAAAGGCCAGAAGCAAAAGUCCUGCAUCAGAAUUUUGUCCUUCACCUCCCUCACAACCAAAUAUGGCUGAAACAGAGCAGCCAGCGGACACGGAGGAUGUUGCUGAGAUUCAGCCAGAUCAGAAUGUACUUGUCGAGCCAGAGGAGUGUGAAGAGGGAGGAGUGGAAAGAGGAGACAGGCAAGAAGAGGAGAAGAUAGAGGAGCAGGAAGAGCGUGAGACGGAGAGAGACGUAGAGGAGCGAGUGGAAGGUGAGCUACAGGUAAAUGGAGAUGGAGAGGAAGCAGCUAGCGUAGCGGAGGGCUGUAGUACAGCAGAGGUCGUGGAUGUCGUGGAUGUUGAAUUAGAGGAGGAUUGCGAGAAGGAUCAGAUCAUAGAGAGGGAUGUGGAGGAAAGUGGAAUGCUGAGUGAGAAGGAGAGACAAAACGAGGAAGUAAACGAAAAGGACAACUGCUCUGCAUCCAGCAUCUCCUCCACCAGCAGCACCCUGGAGAGGGAGGAGCGGGAGGAGAAAGUCAAAAAUGACAUUGACGCAGGCCAGUGGAGCCAGUGCAUCAAAGACUCAGAGGAGAACCACAUCCUCAGCAACAAGCACUUCAUGCUGGACAUGCUCUACAACUCCAUCAAGGAGGACGCAGAAGGAGAAACGGAGAAAGAAACUCAAUGCAAAUGUGAAAAGGACACAGAGGACGCCGACUCCUCUGUGGCCAGCUUGGCCAGCAGGAUCUCCACAUUGGAGGCUCACAGACAGGCCAGAGAAGAAAAUGUGAAGAAGAUGGAGGUGGGGCACCUAGACAAGCAGGGCACUGUGCGGGCAGUGGCGGAGAAAUUUGGAGAUCUAGUCAAAGGUCUUACAUCUCCUACGGAAGUGGAGGCCGCAGUGGACAAAUCCUCCAGUAGCAUCUCGUCCGCCCAGAAGAAGGAAUCAGACCAAAUCUGGGAUCAACUGAUGGCCACGCCUAAGGAGCUACGCAUCAAGGAGAUGGAUUUUACCGACCUCCGAGAAGAAGAUGACAUGGAUAUUUUAGAUUUGAACAGCAUGAUGGGGGCGCGUGAUCUUCUCCCACCGCCACCUCCCCCGCCUUGCAACGUCGCUCUACCACUACCCCCGCCCCCUCCCCUCCUUGGCAAAAUGAUGCACCCACCUCCGCCGUUUUUGGCGCCUGUGCCACCACCUUCCCCGCAGUUGACUCGGGGGGAGGUCCCUCUCUUCCUCAAGAAGAAGAAGACCAUCCGGCUCUUCUGGAACGAGGUGCGCCCUAUGGAAUGGCAGUGCAGGAGCCACAAGUUCUGUAAGGAGUCCUUGUGGUCCAAACUGGAGCCACUUAAACUGGACACGUCCAAGCUGGAACAGCUGUUUGAGUCCAAAUCUAAGGAACUUCCUGUUACCAAGAAAGCGGCAGUUGACGGCAAAAGGCAAGAAAUCAUCGUCCUGGAUUCCAAACGCAGCAACGCCAUAAACAUCGGCCUUACGGUCUUGCCACCUCCUCGUACCAUCAAGACGGCCAUCCUCAACUUUGACGAGUAUGCGCUGAACAAAGAAGGUAUUGAGAAAAUCCUAACCAUGAUCCCCACGGAGGAGGAGAAGCAGAGGAUCCAGGAGGCUCAACUGCUCAAUCCGGAUAUUCCCCUGGGGAGCGCCGAGCAGUUCCUCCUCAUCCUCUCCUCCAUCACAGAGCUGUCGGCCCGCCUGCAGCUGUGGGCCUUCAAGAUGGACUAUGAGCUUAUUGAGAAGGAAGUGGCUGAGCCUCUCCAGGAUCUCAAAGAAGGGAUGGACCAACUGGAGAAAAACAAGACCCUCCGCUACAUCUUGACCACGUUGUUAGCCAUCGGCAACUUCCUUAACGGCACAAAUGCCAAAGGCUUCGAGUUGGGAUACCUGGAGAAAGUCCCCGAGGUGAAAGACACAGUUCAUAAGCAGUCCUUACUGCACCACGCUUGCUCCAUCGUGGUUGAGAAGUUUCCGGACAGCUCCGAUCUUUACUCCGAGAUUGGCGCCAUCACCCGCUUGACCAAGGUGGACUUUGACCAGCUUCAAGACAGUCUCUCUCAAAUGGAGCGAAGGUGCAAAGCAUCAUGGGAUCACCUCAAAGUCAUCUCCAAACACGAGAUGAAACCGGCGUUGAAACAAAAAAUGUCCGACUUUCUCAAAGACUGUGCGGAGAGGAUUAUUAUUCUAAAGAUCGUACACAGGAGGAUCAUCAACAGGUUUCACGCCUUCCUCCUGUUUCUGGGCCACCCCGUAUACGCCGUCCGCGAGGUCAGCAUUCACCGUUUUAGCAAGAUCCUGAGUGAAUUUGCCCUGGAGUACCGCACCACGAGGGAGAGGGUGCUGCAGCAGAAACAGAAGAGGGCCAACCAUCGAGAGAGAAACAAGACCAGGGGGAAAAUGAUAACUGAUAGCGGCAAAUUCGGGGGUCCGCAGCCCGACGCACACGAGAGCCAGCCUCAAGGCAUCCAGUACGCCGAGGACGCCGCCGAGCACCAGAACAUGAAGGCCGUGCUGAAGAGCAGCCUGCAGAGCGGAGACAGCGAGACAUCCACAAUGCCAGGCCUCCGUACCCGCACAAGAGCCGGCGGCACAAAAGGUCGAGUCCCUCCGUGGUGCGUGGCCAACGACGACGCCAUCAACUGCACAGACGACACAGCUGACGAGAUCAUGGAGCGGAUCGUGCGCUCAGCCACUCAGGGCCCCAGCCAGAGGACGCAACCUCGCGAGAGGCGGCGUUCGAGAGUCAAUCGCAAAUCACUGAGGAGGACGCUGAAGGGCGCGUUGACAUCAGAGGAAGCCAACUUCCUGGGCGUGUCCGGUGGUUCCGACAUGCAGGUUUGAAUGAGGAACUGGAGCUUGUUUGUACGACCGUGAGAGCAGAAGCUAGGCUGAGUUUUUUUUUUUUUUUUUGCUAAUGCACUGCUUGAUCUGUCGUUGAACUGCACACUAAGAGCACCUAAACGCAUCAUUGUGUGGCGGGGUGUUUUUUUGUUUUUUUUUGAGGGGGGGUUGAAGUGAGAGCAACAAGUCCCAAAGAUGGUUACUGUGUACAACACUACUGUGGUACUUUAGUCUCUCUGCACAAGGUGCACUGGAUGCUAAUUAGCUGGCUAGCAAUAGAAUGUGAAAACAUGGAUAACAUGCAAAUAUUCCAUCCAUUUAUUCCAAAUAGAUUAUGUGUUGAGCUGCACAUUUCAGUGCCUUUUGUCACACUUAUUUAUUUAAAAAAAAGGCUGUGUGGGGUUAAUUACAUAACGUAUAAAUCCACCCCCCCCACCCAAACGUUGCCUUACAUUUACAUGGAAAGGCUCCAUAAUGACUUUUCACUUUAAACGCUGAAUGUGAACAUUAUUCAAUAUGCAUUUAUAAUGAUGUUAUAAAUGGACAAAAGUAGGCCAGUUUCUUUUGUUAUCUAAUCUGUUUUUUUUUUAUUUUUAAAUCAAAUUUGUCCCAAUUUCCAUGCGAUAUAUUGGAAGUGUAGCCAUGAAAAGAAAAAGAAAGCACCAGCAGGAGUCCAAGUGUAGCGUUUAACUCCAAUUCUAAUGUUUUUACAAGCAGAUGUGUAAAGUUACUUAGGUUAUGUGUUUUUUUUUUGUGUAGAAUAGUGUAAUAUAGAUAAAAAGCAGUAUUAUUCUAAAUAUAAUUUAAAGCGAAGCAACCAGUCUGUGCUGUUUUUUUUUUUUUUAAGAGUCACUUUUGGAAGGUACAGUUUGCUAUUAGUAACUCCGACGGAAGACUUUUGUGAUGUCAUUGCACUACCCGCUACCCCACUACCCUCAGCUUCAUCUGCAGCUAAUACAGCUCUUGGAAUUAAAAAUCUCAUGAAAACUAUUUUCAAUGUUGUGUCUUAUUUUUUUUUCUUAAGGGGAGAAGAAGAAGAAAAAAAAAGUUGCACACCCAAAGUCCCAAAAUUGAAAGUCUUAUGUUUUAUUUUGAGUCCACCACACAACCCCAUGCUUCAAGUCCCUGUGUGUGUUGAAGAGCACCUUCAAGGUCUAGUUUAUCGAUGGUGUUUAGUCGCAAACCGUUACAACGCUAUGACGUAUUUUGUCAUGUUUUUGAGGUGCUCUGGACCUAAAUGUGAUCAUGAUGAAUAAACUGCAGCGACAAUACAAUGAACAGGACAGCUACCGAGCUAAAAAGGAAAAGAAGUAUGGAAGGAAAUACAAUGGAGCAGAAACAAAAAAAAAAUAAAAAUACCAGCUGAAAAUCCAGUGCAACCCAACACAUGUUCUGCUAUCUGAAAGCUAAAAAAAAAAAAGGGCACAGGUUAAGAAUUAUAUAAUUUGUAUCUCCUGAUCAUAAUUGAAAAUCAAUAUACACGUUCCCUGAACAAUUACUUUUGCACAGUACCUCAAAAUUGUAUAAAUUACAAAAUGGAAUAUUCCCUUUCCACCAGACGUGAUUUACUUAGUAAAACCCCUGAAUGAGUGAAAGGCAGAAAGCUCUGACGCACGUUAAUAUUUUUUGUAUUGCUACAUCUUUUUCUUUUUUUUUU